AUGCGAUUCUCCACCUCGAGCCUACUGGCGCUUUAUGGUCUCCUAUCAGCCUCCGUCCUCACCGUGGCCCAGCCCAAUGACACCGACACCGACUUUAUGAGUGUGCGCGAGAACGUCGCCAAGGACUAUGAAAGCGAGGGCGACAUUCCAACAGAGAAAUACUUCACGGAAUCCUCCUUUCAUUAUCACUAUGAUGGCCGCUUCGCGGAUCAGCCCCUGCCCGACGAUCAAGUCACCCCCCACCUCUCCGCCCUCAUUCAGACUUAUCUAUCGACCAUGUCAUCUAUCGGCGCCGAAACUUGGAUUAUGCAUGGUACACUUCUUUCCUGGUGGUGGAAUCAAAAGAUCUUCCCAUGGGACAACGACCUCGACGUACAAAUCUCCGAGCCGACGAUCCACUUCCUGGCAGAAUUCUACAACAUGACGGAGCAUCAUUUCGAUUUACCCGGUGUCAACGAGGGCCGCAAAUAUGUACUCGAGAUCAAUCCCAACUACGUUGUGCGCAGUGAGAAGGACCAUUUGAACGUGAUUGAUGCGCGCUGGAUCGACACCUCGUCCGGGCUAUUCAUUGAUAUCACCGCCGUGCGCAAGGACGACGCCCGGCGCGCGCGGGGCCAGACAGAGGCUUUGAUGUGCAAGGAUCGCCAUCACUACCUGGAGAGCCAGAUCUUCCCGUUGCGGGAUAGUUACUUUGAGGACGUGCCGGUUAAGAUCCCGUACUCUUAUACGUUACUUUUGGAGGAAGAGUACGGGCCGAGAGCCUUGACGAAUAAGAAUUUCCAGGGACACAACUUUAACGAGGACUCGAAGCUCUGGGAGCACACGAAACGCAACAUGAAGCGUUUCCUCCGCCGUGGCUGGCGUAUAAGUGAUAUACCCACUCGCUCAGCCAACAACCAGCCCCUCGUUCGCAUGGACGCAUCUUGA
This is a messenger RNA of Penicillium subrubescens, 927 nucleotides long. RefSeq lists its product as uncharacterized. The transcript is spliced from 7 exons. Bases 1 to 927 code for a protein of 308 amino acids. NCBI's taxonomy places the organism in Eukaryota, Fungi, Ascomycota, Eurotiomycetes, Eurotiales, Aspergillaceae. The record is from RefSeq and is a predicted model, not a curated record.